Messenger RNA from Varroa destructor (honeybee mite), 1348 nucleotides. RefSeq names its product mediator complex subunit 7 (gene MED7). Gene Ontology annotation, biological process: regulation of transcription by RNA polymerase II. Lineage: Eukaryota; Metazoa; Arthropoda; Arachnida; Mesostigmata; Varroidae. Gene Ontology annotation, molecular function: transcription coregulator activity. The record is from RefSeq and is a predicted model, not a curated record. Gene Ontology annotation, cellular component: core mediator complex; mediator complex.
CAUACGCUUUCAUCUGGAGAUGGAAUAAAAACAAGCUUCGGCGGAAUGGUUUCUUGUUGCAAAUGAAGACUACUUCUGUGCCAGCAUUAUCGCCUCAGCGAACGAACCGGGGAUCAAAUCAAUCGUAACGGUGAAAACGGGUUCGUGUGGUGAAGUUUGGAAUGUUUUGAAUUUCGACAUUUUGUGCUAUUCAUCUGGGUUUGGUGGAAAUCGUUAAAAGAGAGUUAAAUAUACCGUAACGCGAGACGACAUCGGCAGGAUGAGUGAGCGUUCGAGUUCACUGCCUCUUCCUCCACUCCAGUACGUAAAGCACUACACGGAUGAAAACAUUGCACGAGGGCGAGCCCUGUCGCCCCCGAAACCCAUCACGGAGGCAUACCGAAUGUUCGACGCACCAUUCCAUCCGGAUGAUGCAAUUAUCAGGCCGUUAGAGACCCAGGGUAUCAAACGUCUACACCCGCAGAGCUACGAUCCAAAGCGCGAACUAAAAAAGUUGAAUCAUUCAAUUCUUGUCAAUUUUAUCGACAUGAUUGACGUUCUAAUCAAAUGCCCCGAUACUUCGCGAAGAGAGGAGAAAAAGGACGACCUCAACCUGCUAUUCGUUCACAUGCACCACUUAAUCAAUGAAUUUCGGCCUCACCAAGCCAGAGAAACACUCAGGGUUAUGUUGGAGGUACAGAAAAAGCAGAGGCUAGAUACGGCUGAGCGUUUUCAGAAGCAGCUUGAGAAGGUUGCAGAAAUGUUGAAAGCAACUACAGACUCGCUUCCAACGGACAACCAACUUUCAGUUGAUCAGCUUCUCGAAAGUACGACGCGUAUGAUUUGGAGCGCACGUGAAGCAAAAAACGCUCAGGAUGGUCGUGAGAUGCCCGAAAUGCCUCAAUGCGAUCCGAGGGACCGAUUCAUGUGUGAACUUGUCGAUAAUAACAUGUAAACUAAUGUUUUUGUAUAUAUAAUCAGCUAUGUGAUGUGUGAUAGGAGAAAGCAAGGUCAGAGUGCGAUGCCCUUAUGAAUUAGGAUUAUGCUGUGGCAAACAUGCGUUCAAUUGGUAAAGAUUCAAUCAUUUUACUUGAAACUUCGAAACGGCCAAUAAUAUAAGUGCAGAGACUACUUGGUCGUAACGAGGAAUGAUAAUCAGGUAAUUUUUAAUUGUCAUAAUUAGUUGAAAAAUGAGCCGAAUCAUCAAUGUGAUUGCAAAUGGAAAAUAGCCUUUACGGGUAUUUGCCCAGUGUCCUGCCUGGCAUGCUUGCAGAUCCGUGGGAUCUAAAGCGUCUGUGUGACUGUGUAAGUGUGCAUUGUAAAAUAUUGUGUAAUAAAUACGAUUGUAAAUAAAGUGAUUUAUGGAAAU